AUGGAUAUGAGUGCUUCAGAUGAACUGAAGGCCGUCGCCAAUAAGGAUCUCUACAAAGUCUCUCCUCAAAAGGGCCGAACUCCGCUCCCGACUCAUGAGCUAGUCACUGAAGGAUUUGGGCACACUUUCUCAGACGAAGUCGCGUCUAUGGACUCCUCAUCUGAAGCUUGCUCGUCUCACGAUAAGGCAAAACAGCUUCAUAUCCAGAUGAAGAAGGAGAAUCUUCGAGCGGAGAGUGCUGCAUAUCUUAGGUUCUACAAGCCGAAUUUUCCAGAUGUCAAACAGUCUACCACAUUACUUCCCCUCGCAACUACCCAUGGACAUCACAACCCGGCAGAUGAUAUUGUGAUGGGUAGCACUAAUGAUUCCAACAUUAGCAACCCCUUUCUUAGCCUCAGUCUUCACCAGGGUAACUUUUAUAUCAUCUCAAAAUUGAGGAACAAUGACUUCGACGUGGCCCCCAAUGAUACAUUGGAAAAUGUUAAAAUUGGAAAGGCAUAUCACCACGAUGAAGCUUGUGACACUAAACUCAUUCUCCGAACCAGAGAGAAGGUCAGUGCCAUGACUGACGACAUGGCACUAGAGCCUCGAGAUGCAGGGAAUGCAGACAACGUUGAAAUAGGGGAAGCCCAGGUCAUUAGUGGCUCACUGGACAGGAACGUGGUGACAAACUACAACGGCGUCAACGAUUCUUUGGACACGAGCAGAAAUUUUGGCGGUAUCAAAGCUCAAGCUGUUCUUGCCGCAUCUGAAAAGACCACUCCUAAUGCCGAAGGAACUCAUGGAGGUUUAGUGCAGAUCUCCACGAUCAGCAAACCCAACGAAAAUGGCUCUUCCAAGUCCACAAUUCCCAUUCAGGGCAUUGCUGCCUUGUCGAAAAAGAACGUGGUCAAUCCAAAGAAGUUGGAUUUCUCUUGUGUGAGCGAAACCGAACGUGUGUCAGUCGAUGUCGCUGACAAGUCGCAAGUCGCCAACCUGGAUGCAAAGGAACAGGUCAAAACAGAUGACAAGAGAAGUCUGCCAACGGAGCUCUGGGCCAAAAUCUACGAGUUCUCCCUCGAUGACCGCAAGAAUUGCGCAGUAUUUGAGUUCACAUACUCCAAUGAAGAAUUGCAGCUUUGCAAUAAGCCUGAGGUUCCCAUCGCUGCUCAUAUCUGCUCAUUGGGCAGGUCAGAGGUCCUGAGGCUGGGCUUCCGGCAGCUUUCGAUUCCCACCUUCUUCAACCCUAAGACCGACAUUCUCUACUUUAAAGAACCCGCUGUUCUGCAGACAGAGAUCACAGAGGCAGGUGCUCUUAAGCCAUUCGGUGCUACACAGAAGGUUGCCUUUGCCAUAAUCGACACUCUGGCGCUGCUCUACACCCACUUCCGUCUUGUCAAACAGAUCAUUAUUACGGUGCCCGCCCGCCCCGUAGCUCUCCUUCAGCCUCAGGUGCGUACUGAAAAUACCGAGAAACUAUUCACCGUUGACGAGUUGCUCACUAAAGAUCAACUGCUUCGAUUCAAUGACGUUAAGGUGCACUGGAGCUAUAUCGCCCGCGAGAUCCACCAGAUCAUGAAGAACGACCUCUUCUGGUCAGAUGUCAACCGAGAAUACAAGAGGAACAACCUCCGGCGUCUCGAAAGGAAUCCCAGUCUUCCUUCAAUAAUUAUUGCUGGAGAUGAAGGGAUUCAUUACAAGACCAAGAAGCGCUUCUCCAAAUACCUCCGGGAAGGCCAACGACACCACCAGUGGCAUUAUCCUGGUGAUACCGUUAUUGAAGAGCUUCGAGAGCCGACUUGGAAGCAUCUUAACAACAGCGAGUGGUCUUUUCAAGAGAACUGGGGUGAUGACCCAGGUGAAGCCCUGGGUGACUAUCUCUAA
Molecule: messenger RNA, 1863 nt
Organism: Pseudomassariella vexata
Lineage: Eukaryota; Fungi; Ascomycota; Sordariomycetes; Amphisphaeriales; Pseudomassariaceae
Exons: 4
Coding region: 1-1863 (620 amino acids)
Source: RefSeq, a predicted model, not a curated record